AUGACGGGAUUAGGACUGAGGCGUGUUACCUCAUGGCUCCCUGCUGCACCGGGUUCUGGUUCUGAGAUCACUCAGGGUUCUGCAGAAGACCGUCUGUCCUACGAGCAGACUCGUGUUUAUCAGAGAGAUAAGAGCCGAGCUGCUCUGAGCUGUCAGACUGUCAGAGCAGACACUUUCUCAGAAGCUCCAACUCCAGACAGAAUGGGAAGCAGGAAGUCGCUGUGCUGUGGGUUUUCAGCUCUGGAAGUGACGCUCGGCGUCAUCUUCGUCGUUAUGACCGGCGUGUGCAUCUCGCUGGUUGUACUGUACGUUACCAGGGAAACGCACGCAGAUCCAGAGACUCCGCCCCCUCAGCACACACCUUACCUGAUCGGCGUGGGCCGAGCCGACUGCACCGGACCGCCGGCUGAUGUCCCUAUGAUGGGCUAUGCAAACCCUCAGCAGACGGCUGCAGGCAUACACACCCGUUUGUACAGCAGAGCCUUCAUCGUCGAUGACGGCAAGCGCAGGGUGGUGUUCGUCACGGCAGACAUAGGAAUGGUUUCACAGAGGCUCCGACUCGAGGUUCUGCAGGCACUGCAGGUGAAGUACGGGGAUCUAUACCGGCAGGACAACGUUGUUCUGAGUGGGACUCACACUCACUGUGGACUCGGUGGAUAUUUCCAGUACACGCUGUUCAUGAUCACAGGCGGUUACAUGAAGGCUGCCAUCGAGCCGUUGGUCAACGGCAUUGUUAAGAGUAUAGACAUAGCCCACAAUAACAUGAAGCCCGGCAGGAUCUACAGGAACAGAGGAGAGCUGGACGACAGCAGCCUGAACAGAAGUCCUCACUCGUACCUGAACAACCCCGAGGAGGAGAGGCGCAGGUAUAAGUGGAACACCGACAAACAGGUGCUGGUGCUGAAGUUCACCGAUCAGGAUGGAGACGGCAUCGGUAUGAUCAGCUGGUUUGCUGUCCACGCGGUGAGCAUGAACUACACCAACCGUAUGGUGAGCAGCGACAACAUGGGCUACGCCUCCUACCUGUUGGAGCAGGACAAGAACCCCGGAGGGCUACCUGGACAGGGAAGUUUCGUUGCUGGUUUCUCCUCCAGUAACCUCGGUGACGUCACUCCGAACACCAGAGGACCGUACUGUGUGAACACUGGGCUGCCCUGUGACUACCUGAACAGCUCCUGUCCCAUAGGAGGGACUACAAUGUGUCUGGCGUCCGGACCAGGAGAAGACAUGUUUGAGAGCACUCGGAUCAUCGGACACAACGUCUACCUGAAAGCGAAGGAGCUGUAUGCAAAUGCAGUCGAGGAGGUGACUGGCUUUAUUCAUCAUGCUCAUCAGUGGGUCAACAUGACUGAUGUCACUGUUCAGAUCAAUGAGACACACACGGCGAGCACAUGUAAACCAGCUCUGGGUCACAGCUUUGCAGCAGGAACAACAGAUGGAGGCGGAGGCCUGAACUUCACCCAAGGCGCUGUGGAAGGAGACCCCUUCUGGGAUGGGAUCAGAGACGCUUUGCUUGGCCCACCGUCCAAUCAGACGAAGGAAUGUCAUCAUCCCAAACCAAUCCUGUUCAGCACAGGGGAGGUGAGGCGAGGCUCACACGUACAAAAUACAGUCUGUGAUGAACAUGGAUCCAACAUUUAUGCUAUCGCUAACGCUGCCCAUGUCGGAUUAUAACUGUGUGUUUACUGUGUUGUUGUUACUGUGAGCCAGGAGCUGGAGUCAGAGGGAACUCUAAAGGACAUGGAGGUGGUGAUUGCCGGCCUCAGUAACGUGUACACUCACUACAUCACCACCUAUGAAGAGUACCAGGUGCAGCGGUAUGAAGGCGCUUCAACCAUAUACGGCCCGCACACGCUCAGUGCCUACCUGCAGAAGUAUCGAGGCCUGGCCCGAGCCAUUGCUCAGGACAGAGUCUCAGAGCUGCCAGCCGGCCCUCAGCCUCCCUUCUUCACAGAGAACCUCUUUAAUUUUGUGCCCCUGGCGCUCUUUGACAGAAAACCUGAGAAUAUGAGCUUUGGAGACGUCCUGGAGCAGGUUUACCCCGUUUAUAGACAGGGUGAUGUUGUGACUGUCACGUUUGUAGCAGGAAACCCGAGAAACUCUGGAGAUAUUAGGGAUAAAACUUUUGUCACUGUUGAGAUUUUUGACAACAGAACAGAAACCUGGGAGGUUGUCCACAACGAUGCAUCAUGGGAGACCAGGUUUCACUGGCUGAAGGGGUCAAACCGGGAGAGCAACGCCACAGUGGAGUGGCAGAUUCCCCCGACGGCCUCGGCGGGCUCCUACAGGAUCAAACACUUUGGCCACUACAAAGAGCUGAAAGGCCUGCAGCCGGUCAUAACGCCGUACGAAGGCUCGUCGGACGUCUUCGCGGUCACCGCCAGCUUCUACUACGAGUGA
Molecule: messenger RNA, 2400 nt
Organism: Pundamilia nyererei
Lineage: Eukaryota; Metazoa; Chordata; Actinopteri; Cichliformes; Cichlidae
Gene: asah2
Product: N-acylsphingosine amidohydrolase 2
Exons: 20
Biological process (GO): ceramide catabolic process; sphingosine biosynthetic process; long-chain fatty acid biosynthetic process
Cellular component (GO): extracellular region
Molecular function (GO): N-acylsphingosine amidohydrolase activity
Source: RefSeq, a predicted model, not a curated record